AUGCAGAUACUUGUCCACCAGGUUACCUUGAGCCAGAUCGGCCCCAUACCCAUCGUCUGGGCCUGGGCCCCUUCGGGGGCACAGCAGCAACAACAACAACAACAGCAUCAACAGCAACAGCAGCAGCAGCAAGAGGCCGCUCCGGCUGUAAAGAUUGCUAACAAUAGAGCAGCCCGGAACGCUCCCGUACAUUAUCUUCAACAGCAUACAAAGCCAGCAGGACGAAUCGAGACGAUCGAAUAUUGUGAAAGGAGCAUGCGAAAUUGGAGGCGGCCAAUCAUCCCCGUGUCAAAUCAGCAGGCGCUGGCUGCUGUUGAUCAAGGUGGCCCUAAUGUUGCCAUGGAAGGACAGGCGACGCCAACGAGCCAGACCCAGGACGGCGAUAGGGAUAAAGAUGACCAAGAGCAAGGGGCACUGUUGGUAGAAGCUUAA
Fusarium venenatum is the source of this 432-nucleotide messenger RNA. The record is from RefSeq and is a predicted model, not a curated record. Lineage: Eukaryota; Fungi; Ascomycota; Sordariomycetes; Hypocreales; Nectriaceae.